Molecule: messenger RNA, 2195 nt
Organism: Leptinotarsa decemlineata (Colorado potato beetle)
Lineage: Eukaryota; Metazoa; Arthropoda; Insecta; Coleoptera; Chrysomelidae
Product: glucose dehydrogenase [FAD, quinone]
Molecular function (GO): flavin adenine dinucleotide binding; oxidoreductase activity, acting on CH-OH group of donors
Source: RefSeq, a predicted model, not a curated record
UUCAGAAGGGCAAUGAACAGAGGCAACAUCAAUGCAAAAAAGCUAAAACUUCCGAAUUCGGACUUCAGAAUCAAAGAAAAAUAUAAGACAGAUCUCAUCCCAAAACCAAAGUAUAUAGACUCCCAUCAAUUGCUUUUCAAUACGUCACCUGCAGACGGAUUGUGUUGUCGUCACGUAUGCCAAAAAUACCGCCACCAUCUUGAUAAUACCAGACGAACUCUUGACAAGGAAAACAAUUUAGAAUAUAACAAAGGAAAUUGUUCCCAAACGGACUACAUAAGAAACAACUUGUGCAUCAAGUCCGGAAUAGGAAAUCACGAAGUGUUCGGAUUUGAGAUGAAGAAAGUGAGCUUUCGAAAUUAUAGACCUAAGAUUCUCAAUCAAGAAACGAACUUGGGAAUGUGGAUAUAAUGGAGAAGUAGUGAUCAUGAUUCUUAGUCAAUACCGAGGCUACAAAUAAAAAUUCAGAAUUGAAAAGUAAUAAUUUCUUGAAGAUUACCAGUUACAGUUAACUAAAGACAAAAUGUCAAUGUUAGCAGCAAUGGGACAAGUUGCCAAUUUUGCAAUUGGAAUAGCAGCGAACCCAUUCGCUUUUUUAGGACUAGUUCCCGUGUUUGCAGCAGCGUUGGCCUUCAUGAGAUACCUUGCAGUAGACCCGGAAGCUCAUCCUGUGAACACUAGACAUGUAAGAUCGGAAUACGAUUUCAUAGUCAUAGGGGGAGGUUCAGCUGGAGCAGUCGUAGCUUCCAGGUUAUCCGAAAUAGCAAACUGGACCGUGCUUCUCGUUGAAGCAGGAGGUGAUGAAAACGAAAUAUCCGAUAUACCGUCCUUGAGCGGAUAUACCCAAAUGUCGUCAAUGGAUUGGAUGUACCAAACGUCUCCUCCUGCAGAAUCGCCAUAUUGUUUAGCGAUGAUAGGAGAUAGGUGUAACUGGCCAAGGGGUAAAGUUUUGGGAGGUUCCAGUGUCCUCAAUGCCAUGAUCUAUGUUAGAGGUAACAAGCUUGAUUAUGACUAUUGGGAACAACAAGGAAAUCCUGGAUGGUCUUACAAAAACGUCCUACCAUACUUCCUGAAAUCCGAAGAUAACAGGAAUCCCUACCUAGCCAAAACACCGUAUCACUCCACCGGAGGUUAUUUGUCAGUCCAAGAAUCCCCGUGGAGGACUCCUUUAUCCAUAGCUUUUCUACAAGCUGGCAGAGAGCUAGGGUAUGAGGUUAGAGACUGUAAUGGAGAGAAACAAACUGGAUUCAUGCUAUCACAAGGAACCAUACGAAGAGGGUCGAGAUGUUCCACAGCCAAAGCCUUUUUGAGACCUGUCAGGAAUAGGCAAAAUCUGCAUAUAGCCAUGUAUGCUCAAGCUACGAAAGUCAUGAUACAUUCGAAAACCAAGAGGGCUUACGGCAUCAAGAUGGUGAGGAACAACCGACCGCAAAUGGUGAGGGCCCGCAGAGAAGUCAUACUUAGUGCUGGUGCCAUCGGAUCUCCUCAGAUAUUGAUGCUAUCUGGAGUUGGUCCAAAAGAACACUUAGAAUCCUUGAAGAUACCAGUACUGAGCGAUCUGAAAGUUGGAUACAAUUUACAGGAUCACGUUGGUUUGGGAGGCUUCACUUUCAUAGUUGACGAUCCCAUAACUUUCACCAAAAAGCGAUACCAAACUAUGCAAGUUGCCAUGGAAUACAUAAUUCGUGAGAAAGGACCCAUGACGUCUCUUGGUGGAGUAGAAGGAUUGGCCUUCGUCAAUACGAAGUAUGCUCCAAGAUCCGGGCAAUGGCCAGAUAUCCAGUUUCAUUUUGCUCCUAGUAGCGUCAAUUCUGAUGCGGAACAAGUCAGGAAGGUAACGGGCCUUCGAGACAGCAUCUUCAAUACCGUCUACAAACCUCUGAAAGACGCUGAAACUUGGACAAUCCUUCCGCUGCUAUUGAGACCGAGAAGCACUGGCAGGAUCAAGCUCAAAUCCAGAGAUCCUUCGGUGUAUCCAGACAUAAAUCCAAAUUACUUCACCCACAAAGAAGAUAUCCAAACAUUGACGGAAGGAAUCAGAAUUGCUCUUAACGUUUCAGCUUCGAGGGCGUUUCAACGGUUCAAAUCAAGACCUCACAAAAUUCCUUUUCCAGGUUGCAGACAAUUCGCCUUCGACACUGACGAAUACUGGGAAUGCUCCAUCCGACAUUUUACUUUCACCAUCUACCAUCCAA